Messenger RNA from Fonsecaea multimorphosa CBS 102226, 756 nucleotides. RefSeq lists its product as uncharacterized. NCBI's taxonomy places the organism in Eukaryota, Fungi, Ascomycota, Eurotiomycetes, Chaetothyriales, Herpotrichiellaceae. The record is from RefSeq and is a predicted model, not a curated record. The coding region runs from base 1 to 756 and encodes 251 amino acids. The transcript has a single exon.
AUGCCACGAUUUCCCCUGUGCCGCCGACAGACAGGCGAUGAAGGGGACGAGGAGCUGACCGACGAGGAUCGAUUACAUCCCUCGAUCAAGCCGAAGACGGAUUCCCAUGCUGCCUAUCAACUCCGUAACUGGGCUGCUUACGUGGCCGAAGAUAUCCGGCGAGACAAGGUUACAAGCUUUGCGGUCGGGCUAUUGAAUCGCAAAGCUGAUGCCAAAGUGCGGAUGUCUUUCUACCUCAGCAACAGCGCCAAAGGACAGAAACUCUGCAAUGAGUUCGAUUCCACAAUGAAUCUCUUUCGCGAUAUUGCGAAUAAUUUCUUUUUCAACCUCCGCCACAUCGCGGAUGAAGUGGCCGGAAUGGACGAGACAAAAUGGAACCUUUCGUACUACGCCACAGUCCGAGCGAGAGUGGACAAAGCGUUCGAUCAUUUUAACAAGAGUGUCUCAAGUGAACUGGACAAAUAUGCAGAUUCGGGUAAGAGCCAAUUGCUCAACACUCUGCUGGCUUUGGAGGCAGAAAACACGGGCAUGAGGAGCGACGCCACGCCCAAAGCAAGCCUGCCUUCAAGCCGGUUAAAGGGCUCAGCGCUACCAGCAGAAUGCCCAAUUCCUUGUAUAUUGAAACGUGUUGCCUGGCCAAUCGACUUUCUUGCUGAGUGGGAAGCCAAGCUUCAAAGCCAACGAGAUGCCCGGGACCAGUUGGAGGAUGUCUUCGAGAAUACUACGCAGAUAAUCCGGCCGCGGUCUGAGUGGUGA